Molecule: messenger RNA, 533 nt
Organism: Coccinella septempunctata (seven-spotted ladybird)
Lineage: Eukaryota; Metazoa; Arthropoda; Insecta; Coleoptera; Coccinellidae
Gene: Neb-cGP
Exons: 2
Coding region: 68-298 (76 amino acids)
Source: RefSeq, a predicted model, not a curated record
UUGAAACUUGCGGAUUGAUUUUGACGGAACGAAUAAUUUUUGUCAUAUAGAAAUUGAUUUUUUGCGAAUGAUGUCACAUGAAAAGGAUACUGAAAGUUCCUCAUUAAAAGGAAUCGGUAAAAUUUUCAAUGGAAGAACUAUAAAAGGAAGAGCUCAUGUAUCAAUGGCAACAUACGCAGUUAUCGGAGGACUAAUUUAUUAUUUUAUGACCAAACCACCACGUCCUCCUUCAGAUACAAAAGGGGAAGAAGAUGAUGAAUGUCUCAAAUUCAGCUCAUAUAAUCUUCCGCCAUUAUAAUAUUAUGAAAAAGUAAUGAAUCAAGAGAAGAAAUGGAUAAAUUUAAAAAAAUUUAUUUGAGUUUUUCUGGGAACAAAUUUUUAUUUUUCUUUCAUUUUAUAACGUUGGUACCUAAUUCGAAAUUCUGUGAAUCAUAUUUCCCGGCAAAUGGAUCGUUGUCUUGAAAUCGAUCAGAAACAUGUUACAUCAACAAAAAUUGCAAUAAAUAUACUUAAUAGAAACCUUUGUACAUACA